This is a messenger RNA of Helicoverpa zea (corn earworm), 748 nucleotides long. Its product is annotated as serine protease inhibitor dipetalogastin-like. Gene Ontology annotation, molecular function: protein binding. The record is from RefSeq and is a predicted model, not a curated record. The transcript has 2 exons. Bases 203 to 676 code for a protein of 157 amino acids. NCBI's taxonomy places the organism in Eukaryota, Metazoa, Arthropoda, Insecta, Lepidoptera, Noctuidae.
GAAACACUGCGGAUGAAAAGGUUUUAUUUUGGAGUGUGCUUUUAAAAGUUAUACCUAUGUGUCGUUACAAAAGAUUUAUGUUUGUAAAGAUGAUGAAUCAGGCAAAAGUAAUAUUAAGUUCUCCCUUCAUUUAUGUUUGUUGAGGAAAACUCAAUAAAUCUUCAGAAAACUACAUCGCGUGGGAAAUACCUCGUCUUACAUAAUGAGGCAAAUAAACACUUUUAAUAAAAAAGGCAUAUUGAUGUGCGCACACAUGUGCAUAGCUCUGGGGUAUAGUGGCGAAGAGAAUUCUGACGAAAACGGUGAGGCAGAAUCUGAAGGGGACAUUGACACGGAGGACUGGGGGGAACAAACCGAUGACGAGGGGGGAGAACAAACCGAUGACGAUGGGGGGGAACAAACCGAUGACGAUGGGGGGGAACAAACCGAUGACGAUGAGGGGGAACAAACCGAUGACGAUGGGGGGGAGGAAGAACAUCAUGGCUGUAUUUGUGCUCACUAUUACGAACCACUUUGCGGGUCUAACGGGGAAACUUACUAUAACAGAUGCGUGUUUCAGUGUGCCUUACGAUAUAUUAAUCCCGAAUUGAUAAUUAAACAUUUUGGUAUGUGUAAUAGCGAUGAUCACUCUGGCUAUCAACAUCGUCACGGCCGGAGAGUUAGUUUUCUAUUUUAAUAUUUAGGUUGCCGGAGUAUCUAAAUAGGUAGUAUGUCAAGUAAUGGAAAUAAAACAGUGUCUUAAACAUGA